Messenger RNA from Hemisphaericaspora subhashii, 3186 nucleotides. RefSeq lists its product as uncharacterized. Bases 1 to 3186 code for a protein of 1061 amino acids. The transcript has a single exon. NCBI's taxonomy places the organism in Eukaryota, Fungi, Ascomycota, Pichiomycetes, Serinales, Debaryomycetaceae. Gene Ontology annotation, biological process: protein N-linked glycosylation; oligosaccharide metabolic process. The record is from RefSeq and is a predicted model, not a curated record. Gene Ontology annotation, cellular component: endoplasmic reticulum membrane. Gene Ontology annotation, molecular function: Glc3Man9GlcNAc2 oligosaccharide glucosidase activity.
AUGUCUACUCUAACAGCCGAAGAGAAGAGAUUACAAAAUAUACGAUUCAGGCAAUGGGGUUCUUAUGUCGGUGAAAGACAAUGGGCUACUGUUAGAGAAGAUUAUUCCCAUGACGGUGAUGCUUGGCUGUCAUUUCCAUUUGAACAUUCAAAAUCAAGAACUUAUCGUUGGGGUGAAGAUGGUUUAGCUGGUGUUUCAGAUAGAAGACAAUUGAUUAAUUUGACAAUGGCUGUUUGGAAUGAACAGGAUGAGAUCUUGAAAGAGAAAUUAUUCGGACUUACCAACGGACAAGGUAAUCAUGGGGAAGAUGUUAAAGAAUUGUAUUAUUACCUUGAUAAUACUCCAUCACACUCUUAUAUGAAGUACUUAUAUAAAUACCCUCAAACAAAGUUCCCUUACGAGGAAUUGGUUGAUGAAAACGCCAAGAGAACAAGAUUAGAUUGUGAAUAUGAAUUGACAGAUACAGGUAUAUUCAAAGAUAACAAAUAUUUUGAUAUUGUCUUCGAAUGUGCCAAAGGUGAUGAUUCACCUGAUGAUUUAUAUUUCAGAAUUACUGCUUAUAAUAGAAGUGACGAACCAGCUCCAUUACAUAUUUUACCUCAUUUAGUCUUGAGAAAUACAUGGGCAUGGGGGACUGAUGAAUCAACCAAGAUCCCAAAACCUUCAGCAAAGCAACUCAAUGAAUAUACAAUUGAAAUUGAACAACAGAGGUUUGGUAAACGUUAUUUAUCUUUCGCUCCAGCUCCAGGUUGUACUGAAGAUUCACCAGAUAUCGAACCUAUCCUUUUAUUCACUGAAAAUGAAACAAAUACAAAAAGAUUAUAUGCUCAACCAAAUAAACACAAAUACGUGAAAGAUGCUUUCCACGAUUAUGUUAUCGAUGGAGUCAAAGAUGUCGUUAAUCCUGCUAAGAACGGUACUAAAGCAUGUGCCUGGUUCCAAUUUAAUCAAAAUGGAGGGGUUCCUCCUGAUGAUUAUGUAACAAUUCGUUAUAAAUUAACCAAAGAAAAUACCGAAGUAGAUGAAUUCGAAUUAGAUCAAAUUCUUAGUAGACGUCAAAAUGAAGCUGAUGCAUUUUAUUGGAAGAUUACUCCAUUGCCUAUCAGUGAUGAAUUGAGACAAAUCCAAAGACAAGCUUUUGCUGGAUUAUUAUGGACCAAGCAAUUCUACUAUUUUAUUCAUAAUUAUUGGUCCACUGGGGAUCCUGAUACUGUGAAACCUCCUAUUAAUCGAGCUAAUGGAAGAAAUAAAGAAUGGAGUCAUAUGUAUAUUGAUGAUAUUUUGUCUCUUCCGGAUAAAUGGGAAUAUCCUUUCUUCGCCGCUUGGGAUUCAGCAUUCCAUUGUAUUCCAUUUGCUAUGAUUGACCCUUGGUUUGCUAAAAAUCAAAUUGAUUUAUUAUUGAGAGAGUGGUAUAUGCAUCCGAAUGGACAAAUACCAGCAUAUGAAUGGAAUUUCAACGAUGUCAAUCCUCCUGUUCAUGCCUGGUCUGCAUAUAGAAUUUAUAAGAUUGAAAGAAAGAUGUAUGGAAUUGAAGAUACUGAUUUCUUAGAACGGGUGUUCCAAAAAUUGAUGAUGAAUUUUGCUUGGUGGGUUAAUAGAAAGGAUGCAAAUGGAAACAAUGUUUUUGAAGGUGGGUUCUUAGGGUUAGAUAAUAUUGGUGUAUUUAAUAGAUCUGAAGAUUUACCUACUGGAGGUAGUUUAGAACAAGCUGAUUCUACCGGUUGGAUGGCAUUCUUUGCAUUACAAAUGUUGAAUAUCGCAUUGGAAUUAGCAAAGACUAGACCGGUUUAUGAAAAUAUCGCAUCCAAGUUCUUUGAACAUUUUAUUCUUAUUGCUGAUGCCAUGACUUUUAGAGGUGCAGAUCAAGAUGAUGCUGGUUGUACCAAGAAUUCACUUUGGGAUGAUAAAGACAAGUUUUACUAUGAUCAGAUUCGUUAUGGGGAAGACCAUGCACAAUCCUUACCAGUUAGAUCAUUAGUUGGUUUGAUUCCAUUAUAUGCUUCUUUAACCUUAGAACCAGAAUUAUUGGAGAGAUUCCCAUCGUUCAAGAAACGUUUAGAUUGGUUCCUUGAACAUAGAAAGGAUAUCGCAGCUAGAAACAUCGCAUCAAUGGAAUCGAGAGGUGUAGGAGAAAGAUUAUUGUUAUCUUUGGUUUCCAAAGAGAGAUUAGUGGCAAUUUUGGAAAAGAUGUUGGAUGAAGAUGAAUUCUUAUCUCCAUAUGGUAUUAGAUCAUUAUCUAAGUAUCAUAAGGAUCAUCCUUUUGAAAUGGAAGUAAAUGGCCAAAAGUUUAAAGUUGAAUAUUUACCAGGAGAAUCAGAUUCUGGUAUGUUUGGAGGUAAUUCUAAUUGGAGAGGUCCAAUUUGGUUCCCAACCAACUUUUUAUUAGUUGAUGCAUUACAAAGAUUCUAUUUGUAUUAUGGUCCAGACUUGAAAGUUGAAUGUCCUAAAGGUUCCGGUGAUUUUUUGAAUUUAGCUCAAUGUGCUCAAGAAAUCCAACAUCGUUUGAUUCAUUUAUUCCUUAGAGAUGAAGAUGGUAAUCGUGCAUGUAAUGGAGACAAUGAUCUUGCCAAUAAAGAUCCUUACUUUAAGGACUAUGUUCCAUUCUAUGAAUAUUUUGAUGCUGACACGGGUAGAGGGUUAGGUGCAUCGCAUCAAUGUGGUUGGACGGCAAUUGUUUCGAAAUGGAUUCAUGAUAAUGGUUCUUCCACUAAAAUUCCAAGAACUCCACGUACCCCAAUCAAAAGAAGAAAGUCGUCAGUUUAUAUACACGAUACCGAAGAUAUUUCUUGUAUUGACGAGGACAAGGUUAUGCAAUACUUCCUCAAAUCAGGUAGUCCAACACCGGGUAAUAAAUUGGUUAGGAGAAAAUCUGGAAAAUCAUUAUUGAAUUUGACUGUGCAUGCUCUUGAUUUGAAUGAAGAUGAAGGUAGUGUUCAAGCUGCUGCUGUUAGAGAUUUAGCUGAUUUAGAUAAGGGCGUUCCUGUUGAUGCAGAGAAGUUGAAGAAUGAACUUGAUGAAAUCACCAAGACCCAAUCUGCUGCUUCUAUUGACUCGAAUGACCAUGGACACGAUUUCAUGGAUCAAAUAAGGUCAGCAUUUGAAAAUUACAAGAUUAAAACACAUGACUCGGAGGAUGUUGCAGAUGAAUUUGAGACGAGAACUCAUUAUGGUUCUGGACAUCCUUAG